ACUGAAGGAGCCACAGAGAGCCCGGGGAUCAACGAUGAAUCAAAUGAAAACAAUUCCUUGAAGUACAUCCCUGGAAAGGCACGAUCCCACCACUUGCAAAUGAUGAUGUCCACAGAGGAACUGGAGGAGGAGCAGAGGAUACACUCCAACACAGACUUUAACUGUCUGUAAGCCUGAAAAAGGAGCAAAUAUGUGGGUGCAACGUGAGCAGCUGGCCGCCAUUUUCCAGCUGCUGAAAGACAACAGGGAGACGUUCGGGGAGGUGUCUGAGGGAGACAUGGAGGAGCAGCUCAGACUCUACUCCAUCUGAGACUCCUCUCUGACUCUUCGUGUUGCGAUCCAGCCUCUUAUUGCACUCUUUAAUCUGUGAGCGCUACUGAAGGACUACUCCAGUACACCAAAUACUUCAAUAAUCUUGUUCACAGUAUUCAACACAGCUGUACAGUCCACUCAACAUCCACUCUCAUUCGUGUUUUAAUAUGACAUACUUGUUUUAUUGUGUUGUUUUGUUGCUGUCAUAUCCACCUUUCAUCCACAUGAAGACUUAACCAAAGCAGCAGGAUCUAUUCAAGUCCAGAACAGGCUUUUCUAGCUACCAAUACGCAAAUAAGGACUGACGGGACUAUUGUUCCUAACAGUUUUAAUUUAUUACAUUUAUUUUUUUUAUUUACAUGUACAAAUCCUGUAAAGUUACUUCUUCAUAUCUUCCCAUUGUUGUGUAAUAAACCACAUAAUGUACCAUUGUGAAGGUGUGUGUGUGUGCGUGUGGGUGGGUGGGUGGUUCCUGUCUAUGCAGCAGCCCUGCCCAUUACUUUUGGUGACACGGUGUUAAGUGCCUCAGGUGGCUUUCCACCUGAUCACAAAAUCCAAGAGGGAAAGCAAACAGCAAACACACUCUGUAAUUAACUGAACAGCAAAGCCUACAGUUCUCAGGGAUGGCGCUCCAAACCUCCAGGAUUUUUUCUUUGCUGUUUGUGAUCGCAGUUGCCAUUGUACUUUUAAUUUUAUCAUGGGGAUAUUUAUCAACAAGCAUCAGCUGGACUGCUUUCUCAGAAAAUAACAGACACCAAGAUGAAGACAGUUUGCUUAAGAGUUACAUUGAACUCUGGGUUAAAAAAGGAAACUCAACCCAUCCGCCUGCUGUGUUCACCACAACACAUAAAGCAAAAAUUGCUGAUUCCACAAAAACAAACCAGGUGACAAAGCUAAAAACUGAUCAAAUGAGAGCCUCUACACAUGGCGCUGUGGCUGAGACUCCCAUACCCGUCCUUUUAAAAAAAUCCUUCAAGAAGCUUCCUCAGUGGGAUUUUGAGGAUGUUUAUAACCAGGAUGCCCCACCCAGACAGACAACAUGUGCCCAGUCUCUGCGAAACUCUGAGGAUGAGAGCUUCAAGAAGGCUUUCCUUCCCAACAUACGUUUGUUUUUGCACAAAAACAAUUUCAACAUGAGCGAGUGGAACCGACUUUCACAUUUUAACAACCCUUUUGGUUUUAUGGAAUACCAGUAUAACGAUGGCCAAAAAUUUAAUUGCAGGCUUAAAGUGAAACAUAUGAUGUCUUCAUUGAAGAUGAUCCCAAAGCCAAAAGAGCCACUACUCCUUCCAAAGCCAGGCAACGGCGGGUGUGUGCGCUGUGCUGUGGUGGGCACUGGGGGGAUCCUCAAUGGCUCUAAAAUGGGGAAAGAGAUCGAUGCUCACGAUUACGUCUUCCGGAUGAACGGUGCAGCCAUCAAAGGUUACGAGGAAGACGUAGGAAACAGAACAUCGGUGUACGUUCACACGGCCCACUCCAUCACUAUGUCGCUGUAUUUGUUCAAGAAGUACGGAUACACAUCUGCCCCGCAUGAUGAGGGUAUAAAAUACGUGAUGAUUCCUGAGGGGGUGGGGGAUUUCAACUGGCUUGAGGGUCUUCUCAAAGGAGAAAGGGUCUCUGCUGGCCCAUAUCACAACAAACGGCCGUGGACGUACUAUGGUGGGCAGUACAAUGAGAGCCGCUUCUAUGUUCUGCACCAGGAUUUCCUCAGAUACGUGCGGAACAGGUUCUUAAAGUCUGCUCAUCUGAAUAAUUCAUACUGGGCGAUAGUCCGACCAACCAAUGGGGCAUUCGCUCUCUUCCUGGCUCUGCACACCUGUGACACUGUGAGCGCAUAUGGAUUCAUGACUGAGGACUACAAGAAAUACUCUAACUACUAUGUUGAGAAGAAUAUUAAAACCCAUGUCGUUUUCUACGCAAACCACGACUAUAUCCUGGAGAUGAAUUUGUGGAAAAAAUUACACAACAGCAAAAUAAUGAGGCUAUAUCAAAGAACAGACUCAGAAACAGGGACAGAAAAACCGAAGCAACUCUGAUACACUGAGAAUGGCAGUAAUGGCAUCAAGAACUUCAUUUUCAUUUAAAAAAAUUCUUAUUCUUAUUGUUUACCCUCCUUGGAAAAGAUAAGGAAACUCAAACCCUGCGAGACAAUGUGUCACUGUCCAAAUUAGGUGUGUGAUAAAUAGGGGGCUUGAUCUGGUUUAUACCAGAGGGGUUUUCAGUCCAGGUCUGACAGGGAGUGGAAAACAAUACACCCGUGGUUAACUAAUUAAAUGAAAAUCUGGCAUAAAGUUGUCUUAGUAAGGUGUUUUUCCACCUGGACAAAAUACAACUAACACCCCUCUCACUGUGCAGUUUAACAGCACAACAAACUACAGCCUUCAAAGUCAACACCUCUGGUAAAACAGUUUCAGCAAAAAGUGGACAUUAUAACCUUAAUGAAAGUAGGAUUUAUAAAAGGCUUUUGUAUUACUUCUUUGCAUUACUGCAUUAUUUUUAGCUAAUCUUAGCAAUUAGCUAGUUUGCAGGUGCCGAGUCAUUCAUAGAUAUCAAAAUAGCAAUAUAAAAGUACCAAAUAUACAGUAUCAAAUAACAAGAAAUAAAGCCAUUGAAUAAGAGGAAGGACAUACCUUUAGCGUAUAAAUACUGACAUAUCAAAAUGCUGUAACGUUAGUAGCUAAUAGACGGGUUUCCUGUUUACAAACACUCAAGGAUGUGUGCUCAGCAGCAGGGUAGAAAACGUACUGCCAUAAUGUCAUGAUAACUUAUGGACCUUUGCAGUAUUUAAAAAAAACUUGCACACACACCAUAUAUUAAUAGACAUCCGUUGUUUCUAGCUAGCUAACGUGAAUUCCGGGAAGAAACAGCAACUAGCAACAAUAAUAAUGCUGACUACACAAAGUGUAGGGAUUUAAUAAUUAUCAGCUGCAGAGGAUCAUGAAAAAAAUCCAGGGAUCUGACUAGAUAACUAGUCACAAUUAGCAGCAAUUCUGAAUUGAAAGGGAGAUUUUUCAUGCAUUGUUUUUGUGAUUGUCAUUCUUAAUUAAUUUAUUUAUUUAUUGAAUUGUAAAGUAAGAAUAUGGCAAUAGAAAUGUACUAUGUGGAGGUUAGAGAUAAUUUAUAGCACUUGGUAUGUAUAUUAGCUUCUAUGUACAUUGUUGUAUUGCACAUACAUUCUGGGAAUGAUGCAAACAUUCAUAUAAAUGUACUGUAUAAUACAGUA
Molecule: messenger RNA, 3535 nt
Organism: Siniperca chuatsi (mandarin fish)
Lineage: Eukaryota; Metazoa; Chordata; Actinopteri; Centrarchiformes; Sinipercidae
Product: alpha-N-acetylgalactosaminide alpha-2,6-sialyltransferase 1-like
Exons: 13
Coding region: 936-2348 (470 amino acids)
Molecular function (GO): sialyltransferase activity
Source: RefSeq, a predicted model, not a curated record